Messenger RNA from Myodes glareolus (Bank vole), 10205 nucleotides. The record is from RefSeq and is a predicted model, not a curated record. Lineage: Eukaryota; Metazoa; Chordata; Mammalia; Rodentia; Cricetidae.
GGCUGACAGUUCAAACUGCAUCAUGCCAGGGAAAUGAAGGCAGCAGGUCACAUAACAUCCACAAAUCAGGAAACAGAAGGAUGAGAACAAACUAGUGCGUACUUUCUCCAUGUUCUGCAGUCCAGGGUUCCCUGGAAUGACGCCACCCACAGUUAAGAAAUAAAUACCUUCCCUUAAAUUGAUGAAAAUGAAAAUACAGAAGAAAGAGAAGCAGUUGUCCAAGUUAAAAUCUUUGAGUCACUCCCCAAUGUCAGAUGCCUCUGUUAAUUUUGAUUACAAAUCACCAUCACCAUUUGACUGCAGCACUGAUCAGGAAGAGAAAAUCGAAGAUGUUGCCAAUCACUGUCUGUCCCAGAAGGACCUUUAUGCUACUGAAGAAGAAGCUGAUACCCUUUUCUCUAGGAAGUUGAUAUCCCAUAAUGGGAUAGAGGAUAGUGGAGGCAGAGGUACUGGAGUGAAGAAGAAACGGAAGAAAAAGGAUCCAGGAGAGCAAGAGGGAACAAAGGGAAGCAAGGACAGGGAGCCCAAGCCAAAGAGGAAACGAGAACCUAAAGAGCCAAAAGAACCCAGGAGGGCCAAGGAGCCGAAGAGGGCCAAGGAGCCCAAGGAGGCAAAGCAGAAGGAUGGUGUGAAAAAGCCUCGGAAGCCCCGGGAGGCCUCGGGUACCAAGGAGGCUAAAGAGAAGAGGAGCUGCACUGACUAUGUAUCCAGGACUAAGUCCAAGAAGGCCAGCAAGGAGCAAGGACCAACUCCAGUGGAGAGAAAGAAGAAAGGAAAAAGGAAAAACGAAACCACUGUGGAGAGUUUAGAGCUGGAUCAGAGUUCGCCAAACUCAACCCUGCGGAGUCCUGAGGAGCCCACCGAGUCUACAGACAGCCAGAAACGGCGCUCCGGACGACAAGUAAAGCGCAGGAGAUACAAUGAGGAUCUUGACUUCAAAGUGGUGGAUGAUGAUGGGGAAACAAUCGCUGUCCUGGGAGCUGGCCGGACAUCUGCACUCUCCGCUUCUACACUGGCCUGGCAGGCAGAGGAGCCUCCAGAAGACGAUGCAAACAUCAUUGAGAAGAUCCUGGCAUCUAAGACUGUUCAGGAGGUUCACCCAGGAGAACCUCCAUUUGAUCUCGAGCUGUUCUACGUUAAGUAUAGAAAUUUUUCCUAUUUACAUUGUAAAUGGGCCACAAUGGAAGAGCUGGAAAAGGAUCCCCGCAUCGCACAGAAGAUCAAGCGAUUUAGGAACAAACAGGCCCAGAUGAAGCACAUUUUUACUGAGCCUGAUGAAGACUUAUUCAAUCCAGACUAUAUAGAAAUUGACCGUAUCUUAGAGGUGGCCCACACCAAGGAUGCAGAAACGGGGGAGGAGGUGACACAUUACCUGGUGAAAUGGUGCUCCCUGCCGUAUGAAGAAAGCACAUGGGAGCUAGAAGAAGAUGUGGAUCCUGCUAAAGUUAAAGAAUUUGAGUCUCUACAAGUUCUCCCUGAAGUUAAGCACGUGGAGCGACCCGCUUCUGACGCCUGGCAGAAGCUGGAGACGUCUCGUGAAUAUAAGAACAGUAACCGACUGCGGGAGUACCAGCUGGAGGGGAUGAACUGGCUUCUUUUCAAUUGGUACAACAGAAAAAACUGUAUUUUGGCGGAUGAAAUGGGCCUAGGGAAAACUAUCCAGUCCAUCACAUUCCUUUCAGAAAUAUUCGUCAGGGGAAUCCAUGGUCCUUUUCUCAUCAUUGCCCCUCUUUCCACCAUCACUAAUUGGGAGCGAGAAUUCCGGACAUGGACGGAGAUGAAUGCUAUUGUGUAUCAUGGCAGCCAGAUCAGCAGGCAGAUGAUUCAGCAGUAUGAAAUGGUGUACAGGGAUGCGCAGGGAAACCCUCUUUCGGGAGUCUUCAAGUUCCAUGUCGUCAUCACAACAUUUGAGAUGAUCCUGGCAGAUUGCCCAGAGCUGAAGAAGAUUCACUGGAGCUGUGUGAUAAUCGACGAGGCUCACAGACUGAAGAACAGGAACUGCAAACUUCUGGAGGGGCUAAAGCUCAUGGCCCUGGAACACAAAGUGCUGCUCACAGGAACACCCUUGCAGAACUCUGUGGAAGAACUCUUCAGUUUGCUUAACUUUCUGGAGCCCUCGCAGUUUCCUUCAGAGACUGCUUUCUUAGAGGAGUUUGGCGAUCUCAAAACAGAAGAGCAGGUAAAGAAAUUGCAGUCUAUCUUAAAACCAAUGAUGCUUCGGCGCCUGAAAGAUGAUGUGGAAAAGAACCUUGCUCCCAAGCAAGAAACCAUCAUCGAAGUAGAACUGACCAAUAUCCAGAAAAAGUACUACCGUGCCAUCCUGGAGAAAAACUUUUCCUUCCUAACCAAAGGCGCAAAUCAGCACAACAUGCCCAAUCUUAUCAAUACUAUGAUGGAACUGAGAAAAUGCUGCAACCACCCCUACCUGAUCAAUGGGGCAGAGGAAAAGAUUCUGGAAGAUUUCCGGAAAUCCCACAGCUCUGAGGCCUCUGACUUCCAGCUGCAGGCCAUGAUCCAGGCGGCUGGGAAGCUGGUGCUGAUCGACAAGCUGCUCCCCAAACUGAUCGCAGGUGGCCACAAAGUGCUCAUCUUCUCUCAGAUGGUGCGCUGUCUCGACAUCCUGGAAGAUUAUCUCAUCCAGAGGAGAUACACCUAUGAGCGAAUUGAUGGGCGAGUACGGGGAAACCUGCGCCAGGCAGCCAUCGACCGGUUCUGUAAGCCAGACUCAGACCGCUUUGUUUUUCUUCUGUGCACCAGAGCAGGAGGCCUGGGGAUCAAUCUCACAGCUGCUGAUACCUGCAUCAUAUUUGAUUCUGACUGGAACCCACAAAAUGACUUGCAGGCUCAGGCCCGGUGUCAUCGGAUAGGCCAGAGCAAAGCCGUGAAGGUGUAUCGCCUAAUCACUCGAAACUCCUAUGAGCGGGAAAUGUUUGACAAGGCCAGUCUGAAGCUAGGCCUGGACAAGGCUAUUCUUCAGGACAUCAACAGAAAGGGCAGCACCAAUGGGGUACAGCAGCUCUCAAAAAUGGAAGUGGAGGACUUACUCCGGAAAGGUGCUUAUGGGGCUUUAAUGGAUGAGGAAGAUGAAGGCUCCAAGUUCUGUGAAGAAGACAUAGACCAGAUUCUGCAAAGAAGAACCCAUACCAUCACUAUCCAGUCGGAGGGGAAAGGAUCCACUUUCGCCAAGGCUAGUUUUGUGGCUUCAGGAAACAGAACAGAUAUUUCCUUGGAUGAUCCUAAUUUUUGGCAGAAAUGGGCUAAAAUAGCCGAAUUAGACACUGAAGCAAAUAAUGAAAAGGAAAGCUUAGUGAUUGACCGGCCACGUGUGAGGAAGCAGACCAAGCACUACAACUCAUUUGAAGAGGACGAGCUUAUGGAGUUCUCAGAGCUAGACAGCGACUCAGAUGAAAGGCCCACACGAUCCAGGCGCCUCAAUGACAAAGCCAGGCGCUACCUUCGUGCCGAGUGCUUCCGGGUAGAGAAGAACCUGCUCAUCUUUGGCUGGGGCCGGUGGAAGGACAUCCUGACUCAUGGGCGAUUUAAGUGGCACCUGAAUGAGAAAGACAUGGAAAUGAUUUGCCGAGCCCUGUUAGUAUACUGUGUCAAGCAUUAUAAAGGAGAUGAAAAGAUCAAGAGUUUUAUUUGGGAGCUAAUCACACCUUCCAAAGACGGACAAGCUCAGACCCUCCAGAACCACUCAGGGUUGUCUGCCCCUGUCCCCAGAGGGAGGAAAGGAAAAAAGACAAAAAACCAGCUCUUGCUCCCAGAACUGAAGAAUGCAGACUGGCUAGCCACCUGCAACCCAGAGGUGGUCUUACAUGAUGAUGGAUACAAGAAACACCUCAAACAGCACUGCAACAAGGUGCUUCUGAGAGUCCGGAUGCUAUACUACCUAAAAGCUGAAAUACUGGGAGAAGCAGCUGAUAAAGCAUUUGAGGGAACUCCUGCCAGGGAACUGGAUGUGCUUCUGCCUGACAUUGACUACGUGGAGAUCCCAGUGGAUUGGUGGGAUGCUGAGGCUGAUAAGUCCCUUCUCAUUGGCGUGUUCAAGCAUGGUUAUGAGAGGUACAAUGCCAUGCGGGCUGACCCAGCACUCUGCUUCCUAGAGAAAGUCGGGAUGCCUGAUGAGAAGUCCCUGUCUGCAGAACAGGGUGUCACAGAUGGAACCCCAGACAUUCCUGAAAGAGGCAACAUAGAUAAAGAAGACAGUGCUGAGGACAAGUUAGAUGGUCUCCAGAAGCAAACGGCGAGCCCCAGUGAUGGAAGUGAUGGCAUUUUUGGUGAAAAGAAGGAUGACAGCCAGGCAGCCCAGGAUGGCUCCAACCCAGACAAAUCACCCUGGCCAGUUUCAUCUGCUCUCACUGCUCGACUCCGGCGUCUGGUCACCAUUUACCAGCGCUGCAAUCGCAAGGAGCUCUGCCGACCUGAAAUUCUAGGCCCAGGUAAUCAAGGAUACUGGGUUCAGGAGGAGGCGUUCAGGAGAACUUCAGAAAUGGACCUCAUCAACAAGGAAGCCCAUAAAAGGUGGACUCGAAGAGAACAAGCCGACUUCUAUAGAACAGUGUCUUCCUUUGGCGUUGUGUAUGACCAAGAAAAGAAAGCCUUUGACUGGACACAGUUCCGCAUCAUUUCCCGUUUGGACAAGAAGUCCGAUGAGAACUUGGAGCACUAUUUUUAUAGUUUUGUAGCCAUGUGCCGGAAUGUGUGUCGUCUUCCCACAUGGAAAGAUGAUGGUUCCUCUGAUGCCAACAUCUAUGUUGAACCCAUCACUGAGGAGCGGGCAGCAAAAACUCUGUACCGCAUUGAACUGUUGAGGAAAGUCCGUGAGCAAGUGCUUAGGUGUCCACAGCUGCAUGAGCGCCUCCAGCUUUGCAGGCCCAGCCUCUACCUCCCAGUCUGGUGGGAGUGUGGGAAACAUGAUCGAGACCUGCUCAUCGGCACUGCCAAACAUGGGCUCAACCGCACUGACUAUUACAUCAUGAACGACCCCCAGUUAUCCUUCCUAGAUGCCUAUAGAAACUAUGCCCAACACAAGAGAACUGACACACAGGCACCUGGAAGUCUCUGUUGCCUUUACCAGAACAAUUCUAAACUGUAUGAAUCUCUUACUUAUUCCCAAAUGAGGAGGACUUCAGAGUCCCUGGAAAGUGAGCCAGAGAAUCUGGUGAAAAUGGAAAACAGAGAUGAUCAUCUCUGUCUGCCUGAGGGCAGUUUAUCUGACAUAACUUGUGAAAACUUUAUUUCCAAAGUUCAGGAGGUUAUUUCUAUCGACCAUGACGAAAGCUUGCUGCCCGAGUCCUUGGAGAGCAUGAUGUAUGGUAAGACAGGACUCAGCCAAGAGCCACUCUCUUUUCAGGAAACCCCAAGUACCAACACACAGUCCAGGAAAGAUACUGUCACCGUCUCAGCCAACAGAGAUGAGAGCUGCCAGCCUGCUGGCAUUGAGGCAGAAAUCGCUUCAAACUCCUCUCUAAUGAGCAGCUUAGAAGCAGGAGUAGCUAAAAUGAACAUUAAAAAUGGAAAACAUUUGUUGAUCUCUAUCUCAAAAGAAGGGGAACCCUGCUGCAGUGAGACAGGACAGAGACCUGAAAGCACGGGCCACCUAGAGGCCAAAUGCUUAGCUUCCCCUACCUUAGAUACAGGACAUGAAAGUGGGUUUGUAGAUCUGUGCAGCCUUAGCGUGUGUGACUCCAGAAGAAAACUGUCAUCAGAUCAGCAGUUAAUUGAUUUAUUAGAAAACAAGAGUCUAGAAAGUAAGUUGAUUUUGAGUCAGAACCAGAGUGAUGAGGAAGAGGAAGAAAAUGAGGAUGAAACUUUAGCCAUAGUAGCAAGCACCACAGAAAAGCCAGAGGGCUUACAUUUCACCAGGUCCAGUGCAAGCAUCCCACGGGGAAAGAACCUCUGUUUCCACCAGGAUGAAGCCAAGAAAGGAAACCUGGAGGUGGUAAGCCAGACUCCUGGACCACAGAGGGCCUUUCCUCCCUCAGCCAGUCAGUGCCACUGCAAACACAUGGAAAGGUGGGCACAUGGCCUGGAGAGUGAGGAGUCUGAAGUAGAGAAACUCAAAGCUUAUCAGCCAGACCUGUACAGAAGCAAAGCCAAUAAUACUACAGUGGAAGGUGAGCCUGCCAUUAUUCCAGCAGAGCCAUUUAAACUGAAGCAUGAGCUUUUAAAAGAACCAUGGAAAGAAAGUGCAGAGGGGGGAAAGAGUUUCUCCAUGUAUGUUCCUGAGGGAAUUGAGCCCAAACCAGAAGACAUGGAUUUUGAGAAUAAAGAUGAUUAUGAGAAAGAUGGAACCUGCCACAGUCAAGACUACCCAGGAAAAUACUCUGAGGAAGAGAGUAAGAGUUCGACAUCAGGCAUUGCAGGAGACCUUGGGGAAGAGGCACAGGAAGUACGGGCUCCCACCAUUGCUCAGUUGCUGCAGGAGAAAACCUUGUAUUCCUUCUCAGAAUGGCCAAAGGAUCGUGUGAUAAUUAACCGCUUAGAUAAUAUUUGCCAUGUGGUGUUAAAGGGGAAGUGGCCCUCCACUCAACAGUAUGAGCCAUCAGGUGCACUGCCCACGCCAAUUUUAACCAGCAGUGCAGGUUCUCGAAACAGCCUCUCAGAGCCGGAAGCAGCAGAACAUGGCUUCAGCAGUGGUGCAGCAUUGGCAGCCCAAAUCCAGAAGGAGAGCUUCUUAGCCCCAGUAUUCACAAAAGAUGAACAAAAGCACAGACGUUCCUUUGAGUUUGAGGUGGAAAGGGAUGCCAAAACUCGGAGCCUAGAACAAUACUCUGCUACCCAUGGGCGUCCCCCCAUUGUCCUCAAUGGCUGGCAUGGGGAGUCGGCUAUAGACCUCUCCUGCUCAUCAGAGGGGUCCCCAGGAGCCACAUCCCCUUUCCCAGUGAACACCAGCACCCCUAAGAUUGGGGCUAUCGGUUCACUUCAAGGAGCCCUAGGUAUGGACUUGUCUGGAAUUCUGCAAGCUGGCCUAAUCCACCCAGUAACUGGACAGAUCGUCAAUGGAAGCCUCAGGAGAGAUGAUGCUGCCCUGAGAAGGCGGAGAGGGAGGCGAAAACAUAUUGAAGGAGGGAUGGACCUCAUCUUUUUGAAGGAGCAAACACUUCAGGCUGGAAUUCUGGAAGUCCAUGAAGAUUCGGGGCAGACUACCCUGAGCACCACACACCCUGAAGGGCCAGGAGCUGCUUCCUCAGCUCCUGAGCCGGCAACAUCCAUUGACCAGACUGAGAAAGCUGUUCCCAGCAAGAGCCUACUUGACUGGCUGCGGCAACAAGCUGACUACUCCUUGGAUGUCCCUGGCUUUGGGGCAAGUUUUUCAGACAAACCCAAGCAGAGGAGACCACGCUGCAAAGAACCUGGAAAAUUAGACAUCACCUCUCUGAGUGGAGAAGAAAGAGUUCCUGCUGUCCCCAAGGAGCCAGGACUGAGGGGGUUUCUCCCAGAAAGCAAAUUCAAUCACACCCUAGCUGAGCCUGUGCUUCGAGAUGCAGGCCCCCGCAGAAGGGGGAGGCGGCCUCGGACUGAACUCCUAAAAGCUCCAGCCAUUGUGGCAGACUCGCCCUCUGGAAUGGGACCACUGUUCAUGAAUGGGCUGAUUGCAGGGAUGGACCUGGUAGGAUUGCAGAAUGUGAGAAAUAUUCCAGGCAUUCCUCUCACUGGGCUGGUGGGCUUCCCAGCUGGUUUUGCUACCAUGCCUACUGGUGAAGAGGUUAAAAGCACCCUGAGCAUGCUACCCAUGAUGCUGCCAGGCAUGGCUGCAGUGCCCCAGAUGUUUGGUGUUGGUGGACUCCUCAACACACCCAUGGCAACCACUUGUACGACCACUGCAUCCGCAUCUCUCUCAAGCACAACAAAAAGUGGUACCUCAGCCACUGAAAAAACUACAGAGGACAAACUAAGUGGCCGUGAAGUAAAAGCAGAUACUCUGGUUGAAGAAAAGUCUGGCCCAGGUCCGUUUUCUGAUCAGUCUGAACCCACAAUAACUACUAACAGUCCUGUGGCUUUCAACCCAUUUCUCAUCCCAGGAGUGUCUCCUGGGCUCAUCUACCCAUCCAUGUUUCUUUCCCCUGGCAUGGGCAUGGCUUUGCCAGCCAUGCAGCAGGGCAGACACUCAGAGAUGGUCAGCCCUGAGAGCCAGAAGAGGAAAAAGAAGAAAACAAAGGGGGAUAACCCCAACCCAGAGCCUGCUUCCGGGUGUGAGAGGGAGCCAGACAGUGAUCAGAACUGCACCGAGUUCAGUACCACUUUGCCUCCAGAAAGAGAACACGUGGCACAGGCCGGGGAAGGGGGGCUCAAAGACUCCAAUGAUGAUACCAAUUAGAACUUUUUCAUUUAAGAAAUGAUUGUGACUUGUAAGUUUCUUAUCCCAUAAAGGUUUGUUACUUCCCUCACUUCACCUUCAUGAGAACCUGUGUCUCCAUCAGUAAUAUUGCCUACCUAAUUUCCUGUCUGAGAACUAUGGUAACAUGUUAAUAGUUGCAGGGUCUUGCCGUUUUCAUUAGAUGAGUGUCAUCUACCUUGUGUAGGGGGCACAGAAUUCUUUCUUUUAUCCAGUUCAUUCCAGCAAUCAUAAUUGAUACUGUACUUGGUGACAUACCUAUUCCCCCUUCUCUUUCAAGUCCCACUUAUCUGAGGAAGAAAAUGGCAGAAGAAAGCUGCCUAAGGAUUCAUCGGGGCCAAAGAGCAGAGACAAGCAAGUGCAGCAGUUGAAUAGGAAGACCAUAUCAAGGGAACGAAAGGCACAGAGUAGGAAGUGCUGGUACAUGCUUUCUUAGUUCAAGAGUCCCUGUGUUAUGGUUACUGAGUAGUCUGCAGUGUAUGAACUGAUGAUUGAAAAUGCACGUACUGAUGGCUUCUUUAAACCAGAACCUUCCUGAUAGUAGUACAGUUUCCCCCUCGUAGUUGUUCAGACACCUGCAGCAAGAGGAAAUACUGGCCAGCUAGGCAGUAUGCAUAUCAUGCCCACUAAACGAGAGAAGCUUCAGCACCUUGCGUUUACUGUAGCAAGUGGGAGAGCACUGCUCACCUGGUCCACUAACACUGCUGGCACCUUAUCCCCCGGGACUGCAGCCGCUCAUUCAUUCCCCUCCAUGUUAAGAAACCUGCUGGAUUUCAUUUUGUGUUCUUUCCCCCAGAGCCAGGCUUUAUGGAGCCUGUGGGAGAUAAUUGCUCAGUACUUGCUAGACUCUGUCAUCAGUGUAGUGUGACUAAACACACACACACACCACCUUUGACAUUACAACUGUGAAAUUUUUUUCCCCCGCUCCCUUAUCUCCCUACUCUGUCUGUAUCUUAGAUUUGGGCCCAGAUUCCAAAUUGCCAGUCAGGCAAGGUUCUGUGAAGUCGGCAGCGUACUCUCUCCUGCUUCUCCAUGUUGAAGAAUUGAGCAGGGAGGAGCCCAGCCAGCGGCACUUCAGCUUCCCAUUUUCUUCCCUCUUCCCCCUUACAUCAUGUCCCUCCUGAUGGUCUCUUUCAUGGACAGCUCAUGCUUGAGACUUCAACCAACCAAGCCCGGUUCAGCUCUCUGAGGCCAGGGCUCAGGGGCGGACAGGUGGCAGGGGUUCCGCCUACCAGGCUCACUGCGUCUUCACAAUUGACUGUUUCUGUUUUUACUCUUCCUGUUACAGUCUUGCUAAUUUAUCAGAAGGUCUGAAAGUUUGGCAUGCUAUUUCAGUUUGCAUUAUUUAUUUAUGAUGAUUUUGUCAUUGUCUUUUAUACAUUUGGGUUUAUAAAUUAUGUAAAUGUUAAAAUGAGCAUCUCAAAGAAGUCUGUUAAAUUGUGACCGAAAAAACCAAUCAGGUGUAUUUUCAAAAAGGAGAGUCCCGGUUUUAUGAAACAUAGAUAUAAACUAGAAAUUCUAUAACUGAUCUAUAAGAAGGAAGAAUCCAAGAACUGAAUAAAUGCUAUUUAAUGAUGUGUUUGUAGUGUAGAAGGUCUGUGAUACUGACAACAGAUUUCUUAGAAAUGCUGCUUGCUAUUGAAAUAACAUUCUGUUCGGUUUUGCCUCCAGUGGAAGCAGAAAGGGUUUUCAGCUGUUAAAUCCUAAAAAAAAAAUCAAUAUAAUUUAUUUAUGUAAAAGAAACACUCAAUCAAUAUAUUUUUUGAACCUUUUAAGUACUAAUUUUCUUUUUAUCAAGUAGAAAAAAUGUAUUUGCCCUAAAUCCUUAAAAUACAAAUGCUAUAAAAACUCCUGUAUCUUGAAA